AUGUUCAUCGCUUAUUGUCUUUACUUUAUCUUUGUUUUGCAUCUGUAUUUCUCUCCCUAUUUUCACUUUCUGUUUUCUUUUCAUUCCCAGGCUCUUAUUUGCAGCUGUUUCAUUCCUGUAUAUUGUGGUUUAAUUCCUCCUGCCUUCCGUGGUGUGCGUUAUGUGGAUGGUGGGAUGAGUGAUAAUCUGCCCCAGUCCGAGUUGAAGAACACCAUCACCGUUUCUCCAUUCUCAGGAGAGAGUGACAUCUGUCCAAAAGACAAUUCCACCAGCUUCCACGAACUGCGUUUCACAAACACCAGCAUACAAGUCAAUCUAGACAACAUGUACAGACUGAGCAAAGCACUGUUUCCCCCAGAGCCUAAAGUGCUGGCAGAAAUGUGUCAAAGCGGGUAUAAAGACGCCCUCCGAUUUCUCCAGGAAAACAAUUUGCUACAGGCGGCAUGUCCAAGAGCAGACGUGGCUUUGAUUCAGACCACGCCUACCUGCUGCUGUCCAGGCAAUAGGAAUUCAGUCGUGACAGAAACCACAAAAGAGUGGGUGCUGCGGAGACUCCGCCUCUUGAGAAAACACCACUGGUGGUUGGACGAACAACUUGUCAAUAACCUGCCAACCCCCAUUAAGAAAGUUUUUUGCGAUGCCUGCAGAGAAAAGCACGGCCUGCUGGCACAAGUGUCUGGUUUCCUACCGUUACGUGUAGCGUCCUACUUGCUGAUGCCGUACACGCUGCCAGUGGAAUCAGCGUACUCUGCAGCUCAGAGGUUUUGGGAAUGGAUCCCAGAAGUCCCUGCAGAUGUGCGCUGGCUUGCUGAGGCAGCAGGCGGUGUUUAUAGACUGGCAUGGAAAGGUGCAGCACCAGAGACAAGCAGUGGCGUCCCUUUGACAAGAUGUGUGAGUGAACCACCAAUGGUAGAUUUACAAAUGCCUGUCUCAAACUACAACGAGCACAUACCUCAUUCUGCCAGCAACCUUGAUAGUUUCAACUGGACUUUUCCGGAUUACUUCAACGCAGCUUCCUCUGUCGACCCACGGGACAGUCCCAUCAACGACACCAGCACCUCCCCUAGGCAGAUGUGCUUUUUUGUUGGCUCAGAGAAGCAAAUGGACCAAUGCAGGAUCUUUUCAGCUUAGUACAAUAUAUACUGUGCCUGAUUGCCCUGGUCAUGUCAUGCUGCAAAUUUGAGCAGUUGGAGAGACGAGCUUGGCUUGUUAAACGCUCUGGAAUCCAGCGUCGAGAGUAAAUAUACAUGACAUGUCAAACACUCCUCCUGUGACAUUUUGGACAUUAUCCAAAAGUGCCUUUCUUCUCCAUUCAGAACCAAAGCUGUGUUUGAUCUGUUGUGUCAGCCUGUACCUUGUGUUUUGCUGAUAAUUGACGCUGUUUGUAUGUCAGAGUUUACUUUGCAGUUGGUGCCAGUACUUCUCUGAGAUUUCAAAAUACUUGACAUGAGCCAUACAAGGCCAUACCACGGAGGUGUACAAUCAAAUAAAGAGUCUGAGGCCAUGCAUCUUGCAUUUGGUUUCAUAUAACAUGCA
This is a messenger RNA of Sinocyclocheilus anshuiensis, 1536 nucleotides long. Its product is annotated as patatin-like phospholipase domain-containing protein 2. Gene Ontology annotation, molecular function: triacylglycerol lipase activity. Gene Ontology annotation, cellular component: cytoplasm; membrane; lipid droplet. The record is from RefSeq and is a predicted model, not a curated record. The transcript has 8 exons. NCBI's taxonomy places the organism in Eukaryota, Metazoa, Chordata, Actinopteri, Cypriniformes, Cyprinidae. Gene Ontology annotation, biological process: lipid homeostasis; triglyceride catabolic process. The coding region runs from base 1 to 1131 and encodes 376 amino acids.